Messenger RNA from Fonsecaea multimorphosa CBS 102226, 1683 nucleotides. RefSeq lists its product as uncharacterized. The coding region runs from base 1 to 1683 and encodes 560 amino acids. Gene Ontology annotation, molecular function: protein serine/threonine kinase activity; ATP binding. Lineage: Eukaryota; Fungi; Ascomycota; Eurotiomycetes; Chaetothyriales; Herpotrichiellaceae. Gene Ontology annotation, cellular component: nucleus. The record is from RefSeq and is a predicted model, not a curated record. The transcript has 2 exons. Gene Ontology annotation, biological process: mitotic DNA damage checkpoint signaling; protein phosphorylation.
AUGAAAUUGGCCACGAGUGCCAGAGGCGUCCUCAAAAGCCUACGGUCCAAACAGACCAACCUACAGUCAACAAAGACCUCAAAGGCACCGUUGUCGCGUUAUCAUGUCUUGCUAAGCGACUCCGGGGUGGGAGACACGCCUACGAAGGAAGCUGAAUCCGAGUCUGCGUCAACGCGUCACCGGGAGAAGGCACGGCGGCCCGCAGCAGGGAUCCAAGGGAAGGAAGUGAGAGAGUGUUUCGACCAAGGCAACAUGGGGCACACUCCGAUCGCCAUUCACGAGGAUGCACAAGAACAGCUUCGUGGUGGUGAAGAAGAGGCGGACAACAUGGUGCAGUGCCAGGCGGAAGACGAGGACUCUCUAAAUGAAUCCUUUUCAGACGACUCAGACGAGAGCGACGACGAAGUCAACGAGAGUGUAGUCGAUGACAUGCGCAGACUCGAAGAAAGCUUCAGAGGCAUCUCCCAGAGGUACCGACUCAUCAACCGCAUUGGCGAAGGCACCUUUUCCACUGUAUACAAGGCCGAAGAGCUUGUUCAGCCGGACGAGCUAGGUCAAGAGAAUGAAGAUCCUACGAACGAGUCCUCAUCCGAAGGGCCCCCUUCUAAGAGGCGGAAAACAAGCGCUGCGUCUGGCACGGUCAGUAGACCACGAAGGAAGGGUCUGCUUGUCGCAUUGAAGAAGAUCUAUGUGACAUCUUCACCUCACCGCAUCAUGAACGAGCUGGAGCUUCUACACGAAUUACGCCACUCGCAAUACAUCUGUCCACUGUUGACAGCCUUCCGUCAUCUCGACCAGGUCGUGGCGGUACUCCCAUACUUUAAGCACCUCGACUUUCGCUUGUACUAUCGAGACUUCCUUAUCAAUGACAUGCGGCACUACUUUCGUUGUCUCUUCAACGGUCUGGCUCAUGUUCACAAGGCGGGAAUCCUGCAUCGCGACAUCAAGCCCACUAAUUUCCUCUACGACCACACUAGGAGGUUUGGUGUCUUGGUCGACUUUGGCCUGGCUGAGAGGCAAGGGACCGACUGGCAACCAUGCCUCUGUACGGAGUCAAGGGAGAGAAGACGAGAUAGAUUUAUCAACUCAUAUGCCGUGCAGGCUCUGCAGUCCACUACGGAGCAGAUGUCGACUGGGUAUCCUAAGAAUGACAGCCGACCAUCUCGAAGGGCAAACAGAGCAGGGACCCGGGGGUUUCGAGCGCCCGAAGUCUUGUUGAAAUGCACCUCCCAAACCACCAAAAUCGAUAUCUGGUCAGCCGGCGUGAUCCUCCUCACCCUUCUGGCACGACGAUUUCCAUUCUUCAAUAGCGCUGAUGAUGUUGAUGCCAUGAUCGAAAUGGCUUCGAUAUUUGGCCGGAAGAAGAUGCAAUCGGUUGCAGCUAUGCAUGGCCAGCUCUUUGAAACCAACAUCGAGACCAUCGGCGAACGGGGUUUUACUUUUGAAAAGAUCAUCAUCUGGGCAAGUUGUCGCGAGAAAGAGCAAGACACUCUUCGACCAGGAGAAGCUCAAGCAGUGGCAUUUCUGCACGGGCUCCUCGAACUCGAUGCUGGCAAACGGUGGUCGGCGAGAGAGGCAUUGCAACACGAAUUCCUCACGGCACCCGUCGAGGACGAGGAGGAGCGAGCCGAGAGAGAAGCGCAAGAAGCAAUUGACGAAGAGGCGAGAGGAGCACGUCGGUGA